AUGUGGAAACUUAUUAGAACCACGGUUAGCGAUGACAAGAAGGCAGUAACAGGUCUGCUUUACCUCAAUGAAGGAUUUGUUUGCUAUACAUUGGAACGAGUAGGCAAGAUGAUUCCUGUUGGAAGCUACCGAAUUGAGGUUAGUGUAAGCCCGUCUUUCACGAAGAAGCGAGGUAAGAAAACCUACUUGCCUUUGCUCUACAAUGAUGAUGUUCCGGCAAGCAGGGGUAUCAGAAUCCAUUGUGGCAAUACAUACAAGGACUCCGUUGGAUGUGUACUUGUUGGUAUGGAUUCCAAGCCGAUGGCUGGGACAUUGAUUGACUCAAUGAAGGCAGAGGAAAUGGUGACACAUCUUAUGAAUAACAAUGAUGGGUAUCUUGCCAUAUUUGAUGGGGCGAUAAGCCUACCUAGUCUCAAUAAGUAA
Messenger RNA from Cylicostephanus goldi, 423 nucleotides. The record is from the annotation of a GenBank genome assembly. NCBI's taxonomy places the organism in Eukaryota, Metazoa, Nematoda, Chromadorea, Rhabditida, Strongylidae.